Messenger RNA from Orbicella faveolata, 1263 nucleotides. RefSeq names its product E3 ubiquitin-protein ligase rnf213-alpha-like. Lineage: Eukaryota; Metazoa; Cnidaria; Anthozoa; Scleractinia; Merulinidae. Gene Ontology annotation, molecular function: ubiquitin-protein transferase activity; ATP hydrolysis activity. The record is from RefSeq and is a predicted model, not a curated record.
UUUGCUCUCACCAUCUCUCUCAUCCAUGUGAUGUAUGAUCGCAUUGAGAAACGAUUGACAAACUUUUGUCAUUUGGUGCGGGCUCAACCAGAUAUUGUAACUCGCCUUUUGCAAGUUAUCCCACCAAAUGAAUCAGAACUGGUUCUGGAUGCAGUCGCCCUUCAGCUGUGCUUGUCCAAUCUUGAACCAACUGCAGAGGAGUUUUCCGACCCUCAGACGCGCUUAGUAUGGUGCAACAGAGUAUUGAGUAUAAGAUCCAGUGCUGACAACAUGAUCAGUAACCUAUCACAGUAUGGACCUAAAACGGCUCGCAUUCUGCAGGAAUGCAAGUCCACAUGGCAGAGAGCAAGUGCUGUAAGGCUUUUCAUUGAACACACCUGUCCAGGCACGUUACCAUGCCACCCAGCGGACAUCAAAAAUGUUUUCAAACUGUGGAAGGCGUUGGGUGAUGAGACGGACUUCACAAAGCCGCACACAAUGCGAGUAAUUGAGAAGUUCCUUGUGGAUUGCAGUGAGGCUGUUAGUAAACGGUAUACCAGUUAUGGUGUAAACACCUGCCCGGUGUGCCUGGAAGGUCUAGCCGGAAAAGACCCCGUUAAAAUGCCCUGUGGUCACGUGAUUUGCCUGGUUUGUGUAUCUAAUUGGAUCGAGCGAGAACGAACGUGUCCGUUGUGCAAACAAGAUGUCCCUGAUGAUUUCAAAAUACUGUCCACCAAGUUCAUAAGGAAAGCUGUUAAAGAACAUUAUGACUUCCGUCGUCGGUGCAAUUCAUUUUUCAUGGAACUGGUUUCACUGUUCUGUUUCGGUGCGAACGCUGGUGAUGGUGGGAUGGAUCCUGAGCUGUUUGCCAUGUUCAUGAGUUACGUAAUAGAAGGUAGUUCCAAGACUAAGGAUUUCUCACCCUUCCCAGAACAUGGCAUUGAUGCUACACCCGUGGUGAGAUCGUUUCUGCUACAGCAGCUCUUGAGGACAGGUAAUAAGGAGGUCAAAGAGAAUUUGGCGCACUAUUUAUCUGAAGCCCGAGGAUUGAGACCAGAAAUGGAGCAUCUGUUACAAGUUUGUCAACUAUUUGUGCUCUGUUGGGAGGUGAGCUUUCGUAUUAUUAGCAAAAUGAAAUGCCCACUGUCAUUAGAACUAGAAAUAGGCCAUUUCCGAGUUUACCUUGUGCCUCUCUUUCAAAGUAAGUCCUCGAGCAAAAGGUUUCAAGUCAAAUUGAGUUCGAUUUGCGUGAAAAUGAGGGUGAUGUAGCAGCUCUCGUAAGGU